This is a messenger RNA of Neolamprologus brichardi, 1903 nucleotides long. The record is from RefSeq and is a predicted model, not a curated record. Lineage: Eukaryota; Metazoa; Chordata; Actinopteri; Cichliformes; Cichlidae.
CUUGAAAAAGCUGCAGGUGUGACAAUGGUUUCUCUCAGAGCUUUCCUCCUCGUCCUCAUGUUGCACACUACAGUUGUGGUCCCGGCAGCCGGCGUAACCCUGAGCAGGCUGGAGCGCUGGGUCCGCUCAGCCCUCCAGUCACUGCAGUGGAACCAGCUGGAGCGCUGCCGCCGCCUGUCCUCCCUCUCUGAGGCUGAAUGCAGGCAGCACGCCCACCUGCCGCUGUCCUCGGUGGCUGUGUACGUGGCGGAGCCUCACAGUGUCGCAGGUCACUCUGACAAAGUUUUGGCCAUCCUACCAGACUCCUCCGUCGGGAUGUUGAGCUCCAAGCUACGGAGACGCUUCAGCGGCAGCCAGGUGCUGAAUGGGAUGCAGGGUCCCCACCAGCAGUCUCUCCCUCGCUCCAUGGCCCACGAUGCUGUGUUAGUGCUAGAUCCAAGCCCUGGGGAGAACUUUGGACACCCGGUGGUCCUCUUCUAUGUGGAUGUGAAUGUGACAAAGAAAAGAUGCUCCCACUUAGAUGGCAUUUACCUGGGUGAUGAAUGUUUGACGCUAGCUUUAAAGGGUCGCUGUGAGAACCAGCUGAAGCAUCGUCACACCGUGGCAGAAAGGGUGAUUGGUAAUGGUCGCAUGACAGUUGGCACCAUUACCACCGGCGGUGGUAACCGUCUGCUCGAGCGUGCCAUUGGAGGGCUCUGUGAGGUCCACUUCCUCCCACUGGUCGUUGGAGUCAGAGACAGUAACCGAACACAAAGACUCAGAUGUGUUGAUCACACAGACUUUGCAGCAUGUCCUCAGCUGCUGCCCAUGAACUCGCCUAGUUUGCCCGUCUCAAGCUGUGAGCUGAAUAAAAACACGAGACGCUGCCAUCAGCAGCCUCUGGGCACUCACCUCUCCUGUCGCCUCUACCAGACCUGUGACCACGCUGUCCUCAUUUCAGAUCUAAAAGAGCGCUACUCAGUCAACGAGCUGUUGGCCGACCUGGCCGGCUGCAGGGCAACUCGUGUCCUGCUGUUUGUGGAUCAGAGCUACAGCGGUGUCCUAUCCAAGCGGCUGCAAGGCUCUCAGAAACACCUCAAUGUGGUUCUAAUCCAGAACCCGGCCAGGCAGACUUAUGCCCACCUGAACCACAGGUUGAGUCCAGGCUGGGAGGACAGCAGCUGGUCCUUAAUCAGUCCUGCCACCUGCUUGCUGGACCACCUGGGAAAGGAUGCUGGGAUGUUUCGCCUUCUGGAGCCAUGGGCGGGUCUUUUAAACGUGACCUUGGCUGGCGCCCCGUGCAACGCCACACCACCUCUAACAGAUAGCGAGAUGCAGCGAGAGUACCAGGGCUGCCAGAAUCUGCCGACUGCGCUUUGGCACCAGAAACUCAGACGGGCAAACUAAAAGCAGAGCGUGGAGACGUGCUGGGAGACUUUGAGAGAGGAUGAAUUGUGUGAGUGUGUGUGCAUUGACCAAUGAACACGGUGGACACUGCUGUGUGUGUGUGCCGUUUAUGUCCUAACUCUGAACUUGGACUGUAACCAUGAAGAUGACAGCUCAUCCCAACGGGAUUGUCCUGAACUCUGUGUUACCAGUGUGUGCGCUUGUUUGUAUGCAUGUGUGUGUUUGUGAGUUCAGCAAGAGGACAGACGCUCUCAGAGACCAGCUGAUGCUCUGGCCAUUGUUGGAGUGUGGGACGGUGUGUACGCUGCAUCUCCUGGGCACUUAAAUGUUUUAGAUCCAAUCAUCUAUUUUUGUCUGUCCUUUAUUUAUUCUCAUUUGGCUUCUGUUUGCAUUUUCCACUCGCCGUGGACUUCUUUCUGCUAGUGUAUCGAUCGCUCUUAGUCUCCUUCCUUCCUCUGCAGCACUUUUCUUCUUGCUUUCACUCCAUAUUUGUAUAUCAUUGUAUUCGCUUCUAUAC